AUGCGCUGCGAUGGGAUGGCCUCGCCCUUCUUCCCACCCAACUUCCUCCUGCAAGUGCAGACGCCGGCAGCGGCGGAGCACCAGCACCACCAGCACCACCAGCAGCCUCCUUCCCUCUCCUCGCUGCUCCCUCCCACGCCCUGCUCCGGCGGCCGGGAUUUCCCAGGUGAAGAGAGAUCUCCGAAUUGUUCACGCAGAAGACGAUAUAUAUAUUUAUCAGAAGGGGGGGGUGACGAUGUGUGGACGGUGAUGGUGCAGGGACGGCGGCGCUGCUGGGGAGGAGAUCUGUGUCGUUCUCCGGGGCGGUGGCCGAGGAGGUGAACGGGGAGGACGAUCUCUCCGACGAGUUCUCGCCGGCGGGGGAGAAGAAGAGGAGGCUGAACGUGGAGCAGGUGAGGACCCUGGAGAGAAACUUUGAGAUGGGCAACCGGCUAGAGCCGGAGCGGAAGGUGCAGCUGGCGAGGGCCCUGGGGCUGCAGCCUCGCCAGGUGGCCAUAUGGUUCCAGAACAGGCGAGCGAGGUGGAAGACGAAGCAGCUGGAGAAGGAUUACGACGCCCUCAAGCGCCAGGUCGACGCCAUCAGAGAGGAGAACCGAUCUCUCCAAUCCCAGAACCAGAAGCUCGAAGCUGAGGUAAUCGAUUCUCUCUCUCUCUCGUAGGACCUCUGGCAACCGAUGAUUCCUGGUUUCCUCAAUUGGGUCCGUCCGUCUUUUCACCUUUCUUGAGUAAUAAUGGCGGAUACUACCAGACGCCGCAGAGAUGAUGGUUUCUCCGCAACGUGCAGAUCAUGGCGAUGAGAGUGGAGAGGGAGGCAGCGGAGCCAGUGAUCAACCUCAACAAGGAGACAGAGGGAUCAUGUAGCAACAGCUCCGACGUGAACCUGGACACGUCCAGAACGCCAGCCGGCGACAGCCGCCACGACCGCCCGCUACUUCAGCAGCUCCCUUCCCGCCCGGAGCUACCCUUCCCCAAGACGGAGCUCGGCGCCGGCCAUGACGAGGGUUUCUGCAAUGUCUUCUGCGGGCUCGACGAUCAGCCCGCCUUCUGGGCGUGGCCCGAGCAGCACAGCUUCCACUGA
This is a messenger RNA of Spirodela intermedia, 1078 nucleotides long. The record is from the annotation of a GenBank genome assembly. NCBI's taxonomy places the organism in Eukaryota, Viridiplantae, Streptophyta, Magnoliopsida, Alismatales, Araceae.